GUACAAGCCGACAUUGACUUACAAGCACAUUGCAUUGGCAUGGGGUGGAUUCAAAGGCUUUUCCAGGCCUUCGGACUUGCUGACAGCGACCGCGGCUCGGGCCAUGAUGACUGGCUGCGCGACUACGCGCCCAGGCCAGCGCCCACAUCUAAUGUUGGGCAAAGUUAUUAUGCAAAAGUCUCCAGCGCCGGUACACACCGGCCAUACCAGCAGUACCAGCCGUCCUAUCAUGAGCUGGGCGCUCGCUCGUCGGCUCCCGGGUCGGGUCUCGCCAGUUUCACGCCUCCAGCUGGGCGCCCUACUGCAACGGCGCCGGCCUCCACCUCCCAGCAGCCACUAAACACCUCCGCCGUGACGCUCAUCUCCCACACACACGGUCGUGAGCGCCGCGAGCAGCGCGGCAUCGAGCGGCGGGAGCUGCAGGAGGCGGUCAAGCACGGGCGCAGGGAGCGCGCCAACCCGGGCCGGGACGGCUCGGUCCGCUGGAGGUACACACACAAGGGUGUGGUGUACAUUACGGACCAGCACAGCCGACACGAGAUCACCAGCUGGCGACUGAAUGACGCGCCGGACGUGCCGCCAGCCGUAGGCGGCGGCGGCGGUGCUUGUGGUACGGCGCACGUGAUUGUGGUGGUUGACCACAGCGGCUCCAUGCGCAAGGACGACGUGCCCGGGUACGGCAGCCGUACGGCCGCGGUGUACGACUGCCUGGCACGUGACCUCGUGGAGCCGCAGCUGCGGGUGGCGGGUGGCAGCAGGAUGGAGAUUUCUCUCAUCCAGAUGCAAGAUGAGGCGGAGGUGGUGCUGCGCCGCCGUGCGCCUGACGCCAAGUUGCUGCAGUACCUGAAGGGCUGCGGCAGGUCCUACGCGCGCUCGCACGGCAACUACCUGCCGGCGCUGAAUGCGGCCCUUGAGCUGAUGCGCGAGGACGCGUCGGCGCCGAAGCAGCUGUUCAUGGUCUUCCUCAGCGAUGGGGCGCCCAGCGACCAUGUUCAGAUGGCCUGCCCCCACGGCAACUACGUGUGGCAGGCCGACCCGACCGCAGGGUGCACGGCCCAGGGCAAGCCGCGGCUCAUCGAGUGCCGUUCCAAAGGCUGCCGGGCGGUGGUGAAGCGCACGGCGCACUCGGACUGCCUGGCCCGCAUCCGUGCUAUGGGCGACCUGCUGGGCCGCGACCGCGUGUCCGUCAACACCGUGGCCUUCGGGCCGGCGGCGGAGGACUUUGCGGUGCUGCAGGCCAUGAGCCAAGUGCUGCCGCGGGGCUCAUUCCAGAAGCUUGGCCUGUCCGCGCACUGCCUGCGCACCGCCUUCACCUCCCUCACCAGCAGCCUCACCACAUUGCGCACCGAGGCGGGCGGGGCCGGCCCAGGCCUCACGCUGCGGACGGACCUGCGUGCAAAGGGUCAGCGGCAGGAGUACGAGGAGCACCAGCUGCUCAGCAACGGCCUCAUAUUUGACAUCUACGUGGGCCGCAAGUUCGUGUCCAAGUGCCAGUACGACCGCGACACACGCGACCUGGUGCCGGUGCCCUUCCUGGACACCGCCCGUGUGCGCAUCAUGCGAGAGCAGUUCCCCGAGGUGGAGUGGGGCGUGGCGCACGCCCGCCGCCUGUUCAGUGAGGGUGCGGAGCGCGUGGUGUUCCAGUGCACCGAGGUGGUGUCGGUGGACGGCGGCGCCACCGCCUACGCCAUAGGGCCGCGGCUGGUGGCCAAGCAGACCCGGCACCAGGAGCGCGUGCACGACCCCAAGUUCCACCGCACGUUCUGCCGCACACAGGGCGAGGCGGCUGAGCUGGCGUCGCUGUUCAACCGGCGCCUGCGGGGCGGCCCCGCCUGGCAGGUGCACUUCCUGCCCUGCUACGUGUACAAGAUCGCUGACGGCUACUACUCGUACGGCUCUGGCGGCGUCAUGGAGGUCCUGGUGGAGGAGGAGCUGGAGGGCAAGUUCACCAAGUGGAACAACAACGCAGGCGGUGUGGCGGCGGGGCGCACGGGUGCCGCCGGCGCGCACAGCCGCAACAACAACCAGCUGGGCGCGAUUGUGGAGGACGAGGAGGACGAGGAGGAGGACGAGAAGGGGCGGGAGGCCACAAACAAUGCCGCGGGCGGCGGUGGUGCGGCCCGUACUGAGGACGUGCCGCAGGCGUUUUCGCACUUCACGUGGGACUGCACCGCGGGGAGGAAGCUGGUGUGCGACCUGCAGGGGAGGCGGUUGGGCUGGGGCUCACUGCAAUGAAGCCUUGCAUGCUCAGUUGCGUGCACGCCUGCCCUGCCCUCGCUUGUAUGUGCGU
This is a messenger RNA of Chlamydomonas reinhardtii, 2290 nucleotides long. RefSeq lists its product as uncharacterized. The record is from RefSeq and is a predicted model, not a curated record. Gene Ontology annotation, molecular function: ATP binding; protein serine/threonine kinase activity. NCBI's taxonomy places the organism in Eukaryota, Viridiplantae, Chlorophyta, Chlorophyceae, Chlamydomonadales, Chlamydomonadaceae. The transcript has 10 exons. Gene Ontology annotation, biological process: protein phosphorylation. Bases 40 to 2235 code for a protein of 731 amino acids.